Molecule: messenger RNA, 7842 nt
Organism: Zootoca vivipara (common lizard)
Lineage: Eukaryota; Metazoa; Chordata; Lepidosauria; Squamata; Lacertidae
Gene: DCP2
Product: decapping mRNA 2
Biological process (GO): nuclear-transcribed mRNA catabolic process, nonsense-mediated decay; deadenylation-dependent decapping of nuclear-transcribed mRNA
Cellular component (GO): cytoplasm; P-body
Molecular function (GO): 5'-(N(7)-methylguanosine 5'-triphospho)-[mRNA] hydrolase activity; RNA binding; manganese ion binding
Source: RefSeq, a predicted model, not a curated record
CGUUUCCCCUUUCGCUCCCCCCCCACACUUUUAAGGUCCGUCUCGCGCGGCGCAGUGGGCCCCGCUGAGUCGGGAUGAGCCGCGCUGCUUCCCCAUGGAGACCAAGCGGGCCGAGAUUCCCAGCGGCGUCCUGGACGACCUGUGCAGUCGAUUUAUUCUGCACAUUCCCAGCGAGGAACGGGACAAUGCCAUCCGAGUGUGUUUUCAGAUUGAGCUUGCCCAUUGGUUUUACUUGGAUUUCUACAUGCAGAACACACCAGGAUUACCUCAGUGUGGGAUAAGAGAUUUUGCUAAAGCUGUUUUCAGUCAUUGCCCUUUUUUACUGCCUCAAGGUGAAGAUGUGCAGAGGGUUUUAGAUGAAUGGAAAGAGUACAAAAUGGGAGUGCCAACCUAUGGUGCCAUUAUUCUCGAUGAGAGCCUUGAAAAUGUGCUGCUGGUCCAGGGUUAUUUAGCAAAGUCUGGCUGGGGAUUUCCAAAAGGGAAAGUGAAUAAAGAGGAAGCUCCACACGACUGUGCUGCUAGAGAGGUAUUUGAAGAAACUGGUUUUGAUAUUAAAGAUUACAUCAAUAAAGAUGACUAUAUUGAAUUGCGAAUAAAUGAUCAGCUGGCACGCUUGUACAUCAUUCCAGGAAUUCCAAAGGACACAAAAUUUAAUCCCAAAACAAGGAGAGAGAUUCGGAACAUUGAAUGGUUCUCAAUUGACAAAUUGCCUUGCCAUAGAAAUGAUAUGACUCCGAAGUCCAAGUUGGGUUUGGCACCUAACAAGUUUUUCAUGACCAUUCCCUUCAUCAGACCACUGAGAGACUGGCUUUCUCGGCGGUAUGGAGAUUCUUCUGAUAGUGACAAUGGAUUCUCAUCAACGAGUAGUAGCACACCACCUAAACCCAACAUGGAAAAAAUGAGAUCCAAACUCCAUUAUAGCCAGCCAGUGGUUACAGAUGGUCCUUCAGGAGACCAGUGGACGAAACAAAGGCAGUUGCAGCAACAGAAGCCAUAUAUCAAUCAUUUUGAGACGUCUGAUGCGUUAAAACUAAAGAACCCACGUAGCAAUGGUAGAAAGCAAUACCAAGACACUCCCAAUCAAAAGAAGAAAACUAACGGAAUGCAAAGUCAGCCAGCUAAACAGAACCAAACUUUGAAAUGUGAAAAGAAGUUGCAUCCCAGGAGACUUCAAGAUAAUUUUGAAACAGAAGCAGCAUAUGACAUGUGUUGUGUCAAUGAAGACCAGCUCUUAGAACAUGGACAAUCAGGGUCAUGCAAUGGCCACUGCAAAUUCACUUUCUCCUCACGAGCUUUUCUGAGCUUCAAGUUUGACCAUGACGCUAUCAUGAAAAGUUUUGACCUUUGAUGGUUGUUCAUUUGCACAAGUCUGCCACAGACCUGGUGCAAAGUAGCUGAGCAGGUUUCUUAAAUCCAGCCUUUACCCUUUCUCAGGUUUAAAAGCAAUGCAGGGACCUAGUGAUGGGCUGGAAGGCUUCUCAUCGCAAUAUGGGAGUAACACCAUUACAGUGUUGCACUUUAAAUGCAGUAUAGCUUUUACCUGCAGAGGGGAAAAAUGUUUUCCAGUGUUUCAUUUGCUAGUUCCCAACUAUGCAUUAGAGGGCAUUUUUUUGCUGUGUGUUUAGAAGUAUUUUAUUUAGCCCUAGUGCUAUACUAACCUCUUAAGUGUUUAGAUUUGCUCUGAUGUACAAUAAUUCUUUUGUUUCCAGUAUGUCACAACAGGGUGGCAACCGACAUGAAACUUCUGAGGACACACCUGUUUUGUAUUCUGGAUAUAGUUUUGACCUCUUGUGACUUUGUAUGCUAAAAGGCAAAUUUCUCUUUUUGCUAGUUCAGGAUCCUCCUCCCUCGGAUCUUCUGGUUUUUGAAACUAGUUUCUUCCGUUUGAUUCUCUUUUGCACUGUACCAGGUUUUUUUUAAGGCAUGUUUUAAAAUGGUAAUGGUAUCAUGAAAAGCUGAAUUCUGCUCAAAAAUUGUCUCUCCCCUCCUCUCCAGUUCCAGUAGGAUUGGGUGGUGGUGUUCAGCCAUGGUAAACCUGGUUUUCUUGGUCUGAUUUUGCUGUUUCUACCAUUUUGUAAUAACAGCAACUAGUUUGAAUAUGCAGCAUGUUAAAAUGUGGAUUUAGGGGGGGAUAAUUUUACUGUAUAGAAUGUAAACUAGCCUUUUUAAAGUACUGCGAGGAGAGAAUUCAAAGCAUGUUCAGGACAGCACAUGACAUUCAACCUAAUGAAUUUUGUUUUGUCAUUGUACUGUUUUAUUCUAUUCUGCUAUAUUUUUACCAAUAUCUUUCUGGUUCAACAUUGAGUUUGGUGUCAACACAAUAGCUGCAACAGUUUUAACAUUUUAACAAGAAUGCAGCAAGGAGUGCAAGAGAAAGGCAUUUAAGUUUUUAUUUUAACAAAAUGUACAGAUUGCUUAAUCUAAAAAAAAAUGGUUUACAAAACGACGUCCCAUGAUUGUUCUGAAGGCAUGACUGUGAACAUACCUUACCUACAGAGCUGCUGCUGAAUUUCUCUCUCUCCACAUCCUGCCUUUACCUUGGCACUGUAGAAGAGCUUGUAAUAAGUGUUUGGGAUUUCAAAAGUCAAACUUCCAGCCUACCUGGGUUAAAGUUUGGGAACUGUGUAAACCAGGCAUCCCCAAACUGCGGCCCUCCAAAUGUUUUGGCCUACAACUCCCAUGAUCCCUAGCUAACAGGACCAGUGGUCGGGGAAGAUGGGAAUUGUAGUCCAAAACAUCUGGAGGGCCGAAGUUUGGGGAUGCCUGGUGUAAACCAUUUAUAAUUUCGCAUAGUGCCUCUUCUCUUGCAAAAUCUGUAUAAUCUCCCUUGCUGAAGGACUGUCAAGGAAAGUAUAAACUUUGUGAGUCUCCAUUUUGCCUGGGAAAGAAGCUCAAAUUAACUUCCAAGUAAAUCAGGUUUUAUUUACAGGCCAUUUUAAAUAUUGUUGAGUGACAGAUUUGCAUAGUUACAUACCUGCCAGCCACAUCCAUAAUUUAUUCAAAUUAGCAAAUUCACUGGAUCUGCUAAUCUGUUAAGGCAGUUGAAAGGUUGGUGAUGGACGGAGACACCACUUUCCCCCUGUCCACCUCUAUUUCGAGGGGAAAUUUUUGGUCAGUAUUUAGUGCAGUUUGACUUUCUAUAGCAAUAAAAGUGCCUAACUUGCUAACUUCUCGUUCAUGGCAAAUUGCAUUUUCAGACUGCUUGUGCCAAUCUUCUUCUGAUAUGUAGCUUGAUUUCCCAGGAAUAUUACUCUUUAUGCUGUUUCCUUUUUGGUACACCAUGGAACUCUGGCACAGUUAUGUGAAUUACAGAUAUGAAAUGAAUUCCUUUCUGACAAACACUUAAAUCACUGUACUAGCAGUGAGACAAAAGUGAAACAGCUUUGUGUUCAGAGUGUGCAAGUUCUGCCCUAACGUCUGGAUAGGCGAAGUGUAGCUUCCAUUUUGCAAUUCUUUAGCAAAGACAGUGUCAAGCUUCUUCAUGGAUAACUUCCCAGAAGCUAUAAAAGACUAACUUGGGUUUGUUAAAUCUAGCCUUAAAAUGGGUUGCAAGUAAACAUCGUAAAUAUGCAAUAAUUUUCACUUUUACAAGGUACCAUGUUUCAUAAAGUUGUGUUCCUUAAUUUAAUUAUCAUGUAUUAAGAGUGUCUGGAAAUAACUGUUUUAUGGAUUCCUGGGUGUCCUGCACUGUGAACAUUUCAGGUUGUUUACUUUUAAUUUGUUUGUAUGGUAUGAGUUUUUUUGUUUUGCUUGCAAAGUGUUUAAAUGAAUCUUUUUAUACGCGUGUAUUCCAAAGUCCAGGCAUAUGGUUUACAUAGAUUUCUGUAAAACAAUGAAGAAAAGGCAAUUUGGGAAUUGUGAAUUUUUGUUUCUCUGUGGGCAUUUUAAAAGAUGGGGGAAUAUAUGAUAUGUGAAUGGAUUUGAGAUAAUCUUUAUGGAAAGAUCGAACUGCUUGAAUGUUGACUGCUGGUCUGAUGUGCUUGAGGAGAUGCAACAAAUUCUGUGCUGCACCUAAUUGCAUUACUUGUCUGAUCCUUUUGAGGUCAAAUUAUUUCUGCUACAAAAGCAAAGGAUGCUCAGCAGACAAAAGACUUUAAAAAGGAUUCUUGGGACUGCAUACUGAGUUUUUGGACAAUGGUUUUGUAUAAAUGUAUGUGUGUCUAUGAGUUGCUUAGUGAAGCUUUAAUUUAUAGCUACUCUGUUUUGUUUUGUUUUUGGUGGCUCAUAAAGUCUGUGAUUUCCGCUAGACUUGUGUGCUGUUGAAAGCUUUGUAUUCAAUAUCUGAGCUUGAGAAAGCAGAAUUGAGGAGAAAGGAGCAGUUUUAACAUUUUGCUGCACUACACUUUUCCAGGGGUUAAGUUGGUCUUUAGGCUCAAAUAUUUGUGUGCUAAGGUUAGCAGUUUGCUUUGCAGAAUUGGAGUACUAAAUACUGGUAAUACAACUGUGGCAAAAAUUCCUCUGAUUUUAGUUGAAUUUUGGGGAUGUUUUGCAUGGUUGGUUGCAGGAAAAGAGCAGCAAAAUUUUGCACAGUGGCCCAUGGCUCCUAUCAAGCUUGUGAUGUACAACCACGUAUUAGUGCUGGAGAUUUAUGAAAGGGCCCUUAGAGCAGCUUCUGACAUGAAGCUUGGUAUUUGACAGCUGGUGAUUCUCCUUGUUCCUUCCAUUUCUGUCCCAUCUGAAACGGAACUGCCAGUUGCAAAUGUUCUGAGUCUGGAAGCUUGUGAGUUUUUCUUAGCUGGCCAUGCAGAGGUUAUGAAUGUUCCUCUGCAGCCCAAGAAGUCUGAGCAUAGCUGUUAUGGUAGUUCUUAAUUGUGAAACAUGCAAUUCAGGUUUUCUUUCUCACAGUUCCUUACACUAGAGUGCUUACGUGUGACAAUAAUUUACUGUGCACUGUGAAGGCAUCCUUACAGGGAAGUUAGCUAUUACUGAAAUCUUGGUAUACUCUUUAAACAUAUGUAGCUAUAUCUUUUUCACAAAGGGAAAGAUAAAUAGGCUUAAAACCUUACUUUUUGCAGUACAGUGGUACCUCGGUUUGCGACUGCAAUCCGUUCUGUGGAGGCGGUCACUUGCUGAAGCGGUCGCUCCCCAGAGGCACGCUUCUGCGCACGUACGCGCUGCGCAGAUCGCAUCUGCGCAUGCGACGCCGCGGAACCCGGAUGUAAACACUUCCAGGUCCACAGCGGUCGCUCGCGCAGAGGUAGACGUAAACCGAGGUUUGACUGUAAGCACUGACUGAUGCAAUAUGGCUUGUAUGCAUAUAUAUUCCGCAUGCAUUUAUGGUUGCUUUUAUUUUUUGAUAAGAACAGUGGAAAAAAUAACCUCUCCUUAAUUUGUUAUUGUCAGGAUCACGAAAAUCCUAGUGUCCUGCCUGGUUUUGAACUCUUCAACCAGUUUUUUUUAAAAAAAUAUUUAAUCUUUUUUGACAACGAUCCAAGGAGCCACAUGGCCCAUUCUGUGCAUUUGUGUAUUUAAGUAGGGUUGGAACUGAUUUCUCCCCUUCCACCCCCCUUUCCCCCCCUUUUAAGCAGUAGCAUUUUAUGGUAUGUAACAAAUAACUGCUUUUAAAAUGGGAGAAGUGAAAAACAAUCUUGUUGCGCUCUACAAAAGCAGCUCUUUGGAUUCUUUGCUGCUGUGGUUUAAAUAACUUAAUGAAAUCUGUAACUGUGGUAUAAACUAUUAGAACUGUGCUUGGAAAUGAUGUACAGGUUGCUGUUUUAAGUUGAUUGAACGGACCAAUGUUAUUAAAAAAGUGACAUUUAAUUUGUGUCAUUAAUGAAGCAUAGAUCACAUCAAGAAAGGAAUGUACAUUUUACAAAUAUUUCUAAAACUACAAAUAUUUUAUAUAAAGGAUCAAUGAUGCUACCUUUCAUAAUGACUGUAGCCACAGUAUUCAACUACAGGCUUCUUCUUGGCCAAAAUUGGUUCAUUCUUUCAAGCUGAACAAUUUUAACGUAACUAAACGUUCUCUGAAAUAAAUUAUACUUUAACAGCCUGAAAAUGUGUGUUUAAAUAGUAGGAUUGUUCACUGCUAUGUUUUGUGAAAAAUGGCAUUGCUACAGAAGGGUGUGCUUUUGAUAGGAGGAGGUGUGCAUUCGGCAAUGACCUAAUCUGACAACUUGUGUUAUUUCAAAAUACUUUAAUGUACAGUGAUUUGCAGCCUAGCUUUAAAGAAGAGAUAGUAACAAGUCGUUCUUCAUAAUUUGUGAAAGGCGGAGAGCAGUGGACUAGGUAUGUAUUGCUUUAUUUGUUAUAGGCUAGAUAAUAUAGGUUACUUUUUCACUAAGUUAACAUGGUUUGAGAUUGGUCUAUUAAAAAAGUACACUGUUAUGUGCUAAGUAAGCUAAUGUGUUUAUUUUUAUGUUCAUUGAACAGUUUGUUUUUACUUAUUACUGCUUUUAUAUUAUAAAAAUGCUUACUAGUAAGUUUUGGACUUCUAGAUAACUUGAAAUGUAAUUAUUGUUCUGAACUGCAAAAUACAGCUGGGUCAUGCCUACAAUACUGAUGUAUAAAACAUUGCGACUGGUGUCGUUGCCCCUAGGUAACAGUGUACGAAUUGUCAAGAGAAAGUAUUUUUCUGAAAAUUUGUGGAAUUGCACUUGGAGCCCACAAAACAUGAAAACAUAGCAUAAAAGAAUUGCCAUGUGAGUUGUGUACAUUUUUCCAUUUGUCAUUAAAACAGUUAAUUUUCAUGUUUUCAUAUAAACAAAUGGAAAGCGCUUUAUUGUGCAAGCAGUGAGAAGGGUUCACACAAUGAUAUAUAAAAUAAGAACUAGGAAAGCAUUUUCCUGCCAAGAAGCAGUGACUCUAUAACCUUUGAUAGAAAAGGCCAUGCCAGAAGGCUUAAUGAUAUUUGCAUUAGAAAUUUAUUCAGAAUAUAAGAACAUUUGUAAAAGUAUUAUAAAUGCCUCUGUAUAAAUAAAUGCAGUUUGUACAAGUCUAUAUCAAAUAAAACAAGGUAGCUAUUUUACAGCUGCUAAAGAACUAAAACUGUAGUUUCCCAUGAAAAAUGCAAAUAUAAACAGCAAAGCAAUACUGACAUUUAAUGCAAAAUUAUAUGUGCUUUGUAAAUAACUAACAGUAACAUUCAAGCUGGUGUAAAAGGUUUUUUUAUACCUUAACUGGAAAAUAACAUGUUUAGAACAUGUUCCAUGCAACAUAUGACAAACUCAUCGACUUCUAGAAACCUGUUCUAAUAAUACAACUCAACAUGUCACAUUUAGACAAAAAGGACUGAAUAAUUGACUAGAUUUGUCUUUAAAACAAUCACUUCCGUGUAACAAUGGAAUGGAUAGUUCUGGAAGUUUUGCUUAGCAUGACAAUACAUAGCACACACACGUCAGGUCUGCCUGAGGUCUUGGGCACAGAGAUGGUUUUUAAAAACAGUUGCAUGACUGAAUUUUUGGUAUUUCGUCUUGAGUGGCAGUAACAGAUUUUUGCUUUCAACCUAAACACCUUGAACUCUAUACUGGCAGUAGCCCGUGUCUGCUUUUUUUGAUCAUUCUAGCUGCUGAUUAUGUUCCCUAUGAAGAAGUGACUGCUUGUUGAAGGAAGCAUCUGCUAGGCGGGAGAGCUGCUUCCCACCACAGAAACAUAACCAAAGCUUAAAUUUAAUAGACCACCCCUCCUGUGGAAGGUUCAACAUACUCACAAAAAAUGUUGUUCAUGCUUUAAAGUAGCAUUCUUGCAAUAUUGUCCUAAAACAAAUGGAUCUAUAUUUUCCUGCCAAUAAUCUCUUAAGUGUUUGGUGGUGGGUGGGACGGUUUCCCACCACUUUGCCCCAACCAAGUACAGUUGUAGCUUGGUUUUCGAACAGAAUCCGUUCUGGAAGUUCGCAUCGGGUGU